Aspergillus eucalypticola CBS 122712 is the source of this 1550-nucleotide messenger RNA. RefSeq lists its product as uncharacterized. NCBI's taxonomy places the organism in Eukaryota, Fungi, Ascomycota, Eurotiomycetes, Eurotiales, Aspergillaceae. The transcript is spliced from 6 exons. The record is from RefSeq and is a predicted model, not a curated record. Bases 1 to 1104 code for a protein of 367 amino acids.
AUGGCCAUCUACGGUGGUGCAGCGCCUUCGCUGGCGGGCAGUGUCAUCAUGUUGACGACGCUGGCAUUAUUGACUUAUGGCCUGCGGGUUUACUGCAGAGUGACCAGGAAGUCAUGGAGUGUGGAGGAUUGGAUCAUGACGGCUGCAUUGGUGCCUUUCGCCGUGCUAGUAGCUGGAUGUCUUGGUGGUGCUUUCAAUGGCAUUGGUAUUCGUGAUUCUGUAUUGGCAGAGCCACAGAAUGUCAAAUACCAAGGAGAAGGACAGAAGUUUUUCCUCAUUUUCGAAGUCGGUUACUGUUCUGCCAUUAUUCCCAUCAAGCUCAGUAUCAGCUGGAUGUUGAUCCGAGUGGCCGAGGGUCGCAAAGCGUACCUCUAUGUGCAAUACGUGGUGAUUGUUGUCUUUGUGCUGAUGAAUAUCAUCGCAUUGAUCUUUAUUUUGAUCAACUGCAUCCCUGUUGAGGCGGCCUGGGAUACCUCACUACUCGCCAAGGGAGGACACUGCCAACCAUCCUACGUGUUGGCCGAUGUCUACUACGCCUGCACGGCUGUUAACAUUCUCACUGACUGGGUGACGGCUUUCAUACCUGUACCUCUCCUAUGGAAUGUCCAACUGAACCGCAACACCAAGAUCUCGAUUAUCGGACUAAUGGGCCUGGGUGUCUUCGCCUCUGUUUCCGCCUGCGUCCGUCUCAAAUACACCGUCGCCCUAACCAGCCAAUCCAACUACCUCUACAGCGUCACCAACGUGGUGAUUUGGGGAUUCGCCGAAAACGCCCUGGGCAUGAUCGUCGGCAAUGUCGCGACGUUGCGCCCACUAUUCCGCGUCCUCCGCGACCGCAAGACAUCGUCGAACAACCGAUACAACUCCCGGGGAUACUACAGCUCUCAGCGCACGGGACCGGCUAACCUGUAUUCUCGCAAUUACGAGCUGGCUGAGCAGGGAAAGCACACCAACAAGAUCACCACUACCUCGAUGCCCGAUCAUACGCGACGACCUAGUCAGAUGAGCGAUGGAGAUAGUCAGAAGCAGAUUCUUGCGGGCGGAACUCCUCCGGGCGACACGGAUAUUCUUGUUAGUCGGCAGGUUAUUGUGGCGUAUGAUUAGCAUUGGGAGGUUGGAUGGUUGGAUGGUUGGAGUUGGGGUAUCUUAUACUUUUGCAUAAUUUCCUUUAUGUUAAUAUAUAUAAUUACUACAAAAAAGUCACAUACAAAGAUCUAAUAUCCUUACAAGCAUGAGUGGGCUUAUGGAAGCAGGGUAAGAAUUGGCUUAUGGAAGCUGGGUAAGAAUUUUAAUUUAUUGCUGGGCUAAGCAACGCCAAGCCUUAACGGCUGCAGUGGGGGACUCAAUAUAUGCGCGAGUCAGACAAUCAUUUUAUUACCACGCGGGAAUGUGAUGGAUCAUACGAUCAUAUUUGCACAACGUGGUCAGUUAGAUUAUUCUUUGCUUCUUCUGCAGUCUUCUUGUACUUGUUCUAGAAGUUGAUUAGCCAGUCUGGCACUAGUGCUGGUUUGUGCUGUGGCACCACCACGAACUGCUAUAUUGUGCUAUUG